ACGAUAAACGCUUCCAGCCGCAGAAGAAGCUGAAGUUAAACAGAGCCAUCGGCAGUUGAUUAUUUUUUCAACGGCAGUGUUUAUUUGGUAAGAAGAAGAAAGCCCUUAAAUAUAGUUAUUAUAAAAGGGGUACCAUAAAAGGUUCCUCAUUAUGAAUAGUUAUUGUUUUGGGUGAAAUCACUUGACUACUAGCUGAAAGCAGAUUAAGCGUAAAAAGGUCCACAGAGAGUGUGCACAAUCAGAGACGAGUCUUUUAAUAUCUUUUGUGGCCGCCACGGUCAGUAGCUUUGGCAAGACGAAAAUUGAUGAUCCACCUUUUAUAUUGAACUUAGUCCUAGGGAUAAAUCCCAUUUAUUUAUAAAGUGACUGAAUAAUCAUAAUGUCAUAAUAUAAGUACGGUAUAAGUGGUCUAGGUACUUCAGUUUCAGUCUUUGAGUUAUAGUUAUAAGUUUAUGUAAUGUAGUGCAGUUCCCUUCCUCCAUAUUUAAUAAGUUCUGCUGUGAUGAGGUCUCUCCAGGGGGUUUGUGGUUUUUCAUAGAAUUGAUUUCUUCUGUAGUUUCUUCCAAAGUUGGGGCGUUUAUUAUAGGGUCUGGUCCUUCAUCAUGUGGUGGUUAAUAAUCUUCAUCUUGUCCAUUCACCAUUGUCAGCAUUUUGCAUGCCCUCACAAAUUAUUCAGCGCACCUCUGUAGCAAUAAUUUAUUAUUUUUCGUAAUUCUCUAUUAUGGAUCUCCCACAUUUCAGGGCUGGCUUGGUAUCCAUUCUUUUCAUCUUUUAUCUUCAAGUACAUUCCUCUGAUAUUUCCCUCUCUUGAUAAGUCUUAUAUUUCUUUUAGUUAACAUUUUUUCCUAUUCCCUUCCAUAGCCUAACGUUUACUGCAUAAAGCUAGUCACUCUAGUUGCUGCUCUCCCACGAGGCUCAUGAUUUUACAUUACCUGCACCUCAGUCUCGAUUUUCAAUCAUAUUUCAUGUACAACCACAAAAAAUGUUAAUAAAAAUAUGCAAAUAAGUAAUAAACAUGAUUGGUUUUUCUGGGCCUCAACCUUAAUAGCCCUGACACUACCUUCCUGACCCCCUGAGGAUGUAGAAAGCACCCCUGGCUUAGAACCCCUGAGUCUGAGGUUUUUUUUUUAAUAACUUAUGAACUAGUAAUAGUAGAUGGCUAACUAAUCUGUAAUCCAUGUGAGUUUGCAGCUAAUGUCUAAAAAUACUUUAAUUUUAAAAAAUAAUAUAGUUUUAUUCUAAGUUGUGUUUUUAUAAGCAUAGCCUAUAUAUAGGUGAUCAACUCUAAUCACAGACAUCAACAGAUUAAAAUUAUUUAAGGCCUAUACUAGAAAGCUCAGAGGGUAGGGACAGACAAGGAUGUUUUUGGGGUGUACAUUCUAGCCCAAGAAUCUCAAAUUUAUAAUUAUUCUUUUGGAAGUGUGAUUUUUAUUUUAAUAAUAAUAAUAAUAAAGUUCAUUUCAAAAACACGCUUCAUCCCCAAAGGCUCGAAGCGUGGUACAAAGUCAACAAAAAACAAAUCUAUAAUUUACCACAUUUAAAACAAACGCAACACUACAAAAACUAAUUACAAGCAUACAAUGUCAAAGUCUUUCUAGCCAUUUCAACAAUAAGCAAUACAGCCAUUAUGCAUUAACUGGAAAAUAACGUAGACAAUCAUCCCAGAAGGUGUUUGCGAAAUAGAUGUGUCUUUAAAUCGGUUUUAAAGGACUCCAGUGUCUGCUUGUUUCUGAGAUCGACAGGAAGGGCGUUCCAAAUUGUUGGACCAGCAAAUGCGAAAGUGCGCUUUGCGUAAGUCUCAAGGCAUGCACGUGGUGUCGAGAGUUUGCCACUAUUGGAUGAGCGAGCUCUCUAGUGGGUACAUAAGGCGUCAGCAGCUCUUUCAGACAGGACGGCGCCAAGUCAUGUAAGCAGCGGUAGCACAAAGUUGCAAUUUUGUUCUCUAUGCGAGCACGCACCGGCAUCCAGUGCAACUCUCUCUGCAAGUGUUUUUGCAUGGUCGAACUUGCGUUUGCGGAAAAAAAUGCGAGCCGGAUUAUUCUGUGCUAUUUGAAUUGUAUCCAGGAGUGUAGCUGGAAGACCCACCAUGAGAGCAUUGCAAUAGUCCAUGCGUGAUAGCACAAAUGCAGACAUCAGCCUCUUUGUUGCAUCAAUUGUUAGGAAGGGCCUGAUGUGACCUAUCCUGCGCAGCUCCAGAUAAAUCGCCUUGCAUAGCAUGUUAAUAUGACUUUCAAAAGUUAGUCUUCUAUCUAGGUAGACACCCAGGUACCGCACUGUUUGAGCUAACUCAAUACGCACACCUGAGAGAGUAAUGGAUGUCGUGUUAUUUGCAGAUUUUUGCUUCUGAGCGGUCGCGAUGGGGAGCAGCUCAGUCUUAUCAUCAUUUAAUUUGAGCUUGUUUAUGGUCAUCCAGUGCUUAACCGACUCCAUUGUCUUCUGUGUCAUACUGAGCAGCUGAGGGAACUGAGAAGGGAUCACGGAUUGAUGAAGUUGUGUAUCGUCCGCGAACAUGUGAUACAACAUGUCAAACUGCCUGAUCUCUGCACCCAGGGGCUGAAUGUACAUUGUGAAAAGCACCGGGCCUAGGACCGAGCCCUGGGGUACUCCUAAUUCAAUAUUAGAUUUCUUCGAGGUCAAGCCGUUUGAAAUAACUGACUGCACCCGAUUCGUCAGAUACGAUCGGAACCAACACAGGAUGGUAUCAGUGAGACCGAAAGUUUAUUGCAAGACGCUGGAGCAGUAUGCCGUGGUCGAGCGUAUCGAAAGCUGCCGAUAAAUCGAGUAAAGACAAAAUCGAUACCUUGCCCUCAUCACAAAACAACAGAAGGUCGUUUACGACGCGCAACAGGGCUGUCUCAGUAGAGUGAUGCGCCCUGUAUGCUGACUGGAAUGGUUCAAACAAGUCAAACUAAAUGAGGUGAUCCAGGAGUUGGCGGAGAACGACUUUUUCUAAGAUUUUAGAAAUAAAUGGUAGAUUUGAGAUGGGGCGAUAAUUUUACAUCACAUUUGGGUCAAGAUUUGAUUUCUUUAAUAGUGGAGUGACAAUCGCCUCUUUAAAAGAUGAUGGAACAAUAUCAGUAGCUAAGGACUGAUUUAUGAUAUAAGUGAUGAUGGGGACUAUUUCAUCCAGACAUUCAUACAAGAGCCCUGCUGGAAGAGGGUCAAGCGAACAUGACUUUCUUGGGGUACCAGAGAGGAUUUUCCUCACAUUCAUAAUGAAAAAAAGAAUAGGCCUAAAAAAAUUCGAAGUCAUUUACGCAAAUAUUUGAAUUUUCAUCUUUUAAGUUUAUUUUUGGAUGACUUCGGUCUACAAGGUUACAAGAAAAAACACUAAAAAUUGAUAUAAUUGGUUUAAAAUCUACACCUGAUGACUAAGUAGACCCCCCCAAUCAAAAGUUCCUGAAGUUAAUUAACUUUAAAAGAAAUUAUGUAAAUCUUAUUCAGUGAGUAAACCAAAAUUCAUAUAUUUCUCUGGAAUGCUUAUAAUUAUAAAAGAAGUCACAUUUACUUGUAAAUGUAUGUCAUAGAGCCUCUAAAGAAACAAUUAUAAUUAAAAUUGUUACCGUUUUUCGGAAUUACAUUUUUUGAAAUCGAAUCUUUUAGAAUGGUGAGUUUUGUAUCAAAUUUUCGGCUCAAUUCUGUCUUUCUAUUUGAGAUUUUUAUUUGGAUAAUCCAUUAUCGUGUUCUGGAUAUAGAAAGGUAAGGUUCCUUGUCCAUAGUUUUGAACAGAAAUAUCAAUAUGUUUUUAUUAUAAAAAAUCCUAUGAUUUAUAAAAUUUUCUUCCCUUAAUAUAUGGAAAAUUUAGUUGUAACUUAAAAUGUUAAAGCAGGUUAGCGAUUGCAUUGGUAAGCCAAAAAUUAGAUCAAUUCAAAGUGACACAUUUAAUAAUAAUUAUAAAAUGUUACUUGUGUGUAAUUUAUUUUACUGAACAUUAUAUUUGGUUGCCAUUUGAAUUUUUUUUUUAAGGUGCCCAGUUUUUAUCGGGGACCUCCUAAAUUCUAUACAUGAAUUGUGUAUUUGUAAAAUUAUAAAACUGGAUCUUGGAAAAUUUUCUAGAAAUUGAAAAAUCUUUAUUUACCAUAUAAUCUCAACUUACAUUGGUCUUUAUAAAAGAUUGAUGCUAGAUUUUAGAAUGUAUUCACUUUUAGCUAUAAAUUAGUGUAUUUGUCUCAAAUUGUUCAUUUACUUUUUAAAAAAGAAAAAGAAAGCAGCAUGAAAUUUUAUGUCAGCUUCUUCUGGGUUUGAUUUUUGUUUAGUCUAAAUAUUUCUUAAAAUGUUUACAUCUUUAAAAUAUACAUGGUAAAAUGUUGAUAAAAGACACAAAAGGUAUGUAUUGACUAUUUUUUUGAGACAAGUAAUCAUGUGUGUACUUGCUAAAAAUAACAUCUUAAGAAUGAUAAUUUGUACCAAAUGAAAGAAAUAGUUUUCAGUGGUCACAUUAUUGUACAUUGCAAAUGUAAACCUGGAGGCAUUGUAUAAUGUAUUUUUGGCAAUGUUUCACUAUUUUAUCUUAGUAUAUGCUGUCAGUAGUAGUAAAAACUAUGUUUUUUGGCCAAGGCUUAAUAACAUUUCUUUCUUUGCUACCAUGAAUGCAGCAUGACUUAAAACAUUUCAUGUUGAAACACAGAAAAAUUGUGAGAAAUACAUAAUACUACUUAAUAUUCUGGUAAUUUCAUCCACAUAUAUCUAUAUUAUUUAAUUUUAUUGUUUACAAAUAAUUUUUAAUUUUGCAUUAAAAUUAAAGAUGUUGAAUACUUUCUAGGAACAAAAAGCUUUAUAGCUUCUGUCAUUUUUAGCCAUAGAAUUUUGGUUCUUAUUGGUUCUCAAUAAAAAAAAUUCAAAGCAAUAUGGGAUUGGAGCCCCUUGAUAGGUGUCAGUAAAAAUAAUCAUUUUUGAUGCUUUGAGGUUUUGUUUCUUACAUAUAUAAAAAAAAUUGACUUCUAAUGCUUUUUUGUGUUAAUGACCUCUUUAUUCAUAAUUUACUCUUUUAGAUGGUUAUUUGAAAAAAGAUGAGCCUACCCUGGCUAACUGAGGAUUUUAAGCAUUCUUCUAAAUCAAGGUCAAGAUCUGGUUCAAAAUCUCCAGGAAGAAAACCCAGAGUCGAUGAAUUUGGAAGAACCUUGCCUGCAAGAUCAAGAAGUUCAAGUCGCAGCCGGAGUCGAAGUCGUGGGAAAAAAAUGGAUUCUGAUUCUCGCCAGGGUCGUGAACAAAGUGCUGGCAGAGCUCGGCGAAAUUUUAAUAGAGGAAGUAGGGAAAGAAGUAGGGAAAGAGGCAAAAGAGAUCCAGGAAGACACAGAAAGCGAGGUGAUAGCAGCAGUAGCAGUAGCAGCUCUGACAGUAGCUCUGAAUUUCCACCCGCUACUCGUUUGGUAGCAAGUAAUAAACCUAAAUAUUUAAACUCUCGUUUAUUUGUUGCUAACAUCGUUUCUAAAGAAGUAUCCAAAGAAGAGCUUACAAGGCACUUUGAGAAAUAUGGAAAUGUUGUUGGUGAGUGGUCAUUACCUUUAUUUUUAAAAAUUUUAGUUUAAACUGGAACCAUCCUGCACAAACACUUCAUUCUAAUCCGAAUUUAUGAAGUAUUCCUUUUUAAAAUUUUCUUUGGUCUUAAUAAAUAAGAUUGGAUAUAUAUAUAUAUUAAUAUUAGAGUACAGUUGUGCAUUAUUCUAAACCAAUUUAUUUUUUAUUUCAGAUGUUUUGGUGCACCCCAAAAAUUAUGCAUUUAUUCAGUAUUUAAGAGAAGAACAUGCAAGGCUUGCAGUUGAGGGUGAGCAAGGGAGCACUAUGAAGGGAUGGAGGCUCGGUAAGUUGUUAUGUUUUGUUUUUUUGUAAGGGGGAUGAUGGAAUAUAAUUUAUUUCAAUAUUAAUAUUCAUUUUAUAUUUUAAUUAACAUAAUUUUAAGUAUCAUAAUAUUUACUAGGAAAAUGCAGGUUUGUAUACAAAUAUGUAAUGUUCCUUCAUAUUCCUAAUCAGAUCUAUUUUCUUUCUUCAAAUGAGAAAUGAAUACUUGAAGUUUAUUCUGGAUAAAAUAGCUUUUUUUGUUCCAAUUGAUUCUGUAAAAAAUAUGGGUUUUCUCUAUCAUUAUUUUUGACAUGCUUUUAGUUAAAGGAGCGUUAAAGGUAAAAGGGUUUGGUUUAUAGAAAAUAGUUUAAAAGAAAUCUUAAACUGUCAAAAUAUAAAUAUGAUAUUUUAAAAAAAAUUAUUAAAAAAUAUUUGGGAAUGAUUGGAAAAGUUGCAUAAAACAAGUACGCUGGUGUCAGUACAGUUCAGAGCCUAAAAAUUCAGGGCAACAUAAAUGAUUUGGAAUCAUACAAUUUAAUGCAAAAUUAACAAAGAGUUUUAUGUCAAUUUUUUCAUUCUUAUUUCAAAGUUAAAUUUUUUAAAGUUCAUCUGUGAAAUGUUGGUGAAAUCUUUUGAAAUUAUAAUUAUUUCAUUUAAAUUAGAGACACAAUUAUGGACUUAUACUAUCUUUAUAGUAGUGUUUUAAUGAAAUAAACAAAUCACAUGAGUACACAAUAUCUUUGGCAACAUAGUUUAUCUAUAUUUUAAAAAAAUGACCAACUUAAAGACCUAAAAGCACAAGUACGCUCUGAACCUAAAUGAAAUCUAUCACGUGCUUAAAUAUAAUGGACAUGUAAACAAUAAUGUUGAGAAAAAUAUGUCAGCCCAUACAAGAUGAGGAAAAUGGGGGAUAUGCACCCAUCUAGAACUCUAUUGAUAGCAGCAAUUUUACAGAGUAAGACCACCAGGUGACAGGGGUAAAGGUAGUGUACUACAAGAAACUGUUGACAUGACUGAUGUAGAUUGAUGAUAUGAAAGCAAAUGUGUAUUGGUUGGGGGCUGUCUUUUUUGCAAUAACAGUGCAGUGAAACUGUAUGAUGGAGACACAGGCAAUGGCUUUCUUUGGACUGUAGCUCAAAUAUUGAUUGAUUGAUACAAACAAAAAUACAUGGAUACAUAGACCAUACAUUAGUAAAAACUUUUUUAAAAAACAACCGCAAAGUGUCGCAACAGAUUUCACAGAUAAAAUUGGCUUUUACUGUGAUGAAAAUUAUGAAUGGGAUCCCAAGUUAGUCCAAGAAGGGAGGGGGUGUAAACUCAUACUGUAGCUUUAUUUCCUUCAUAUUGAAAAACAAAGUGAAAAAUUAUAGUUUUAGUUUAUAUUUUUCAACAGUAUCAUGUAUAUUUAAAGUGCAGUGAUGUAGAAAUGAGGUGUUACAUCAGUUAAGGGUCUCAUGCUAGAAGCAGAUGCUCAUUUGCACAUGCUGUUUUUUUUUAUGAAAGAAUGAACUGUUUUGUCUUUAAUGACAAGGGAUAAAAGGUAAAAAACAGUAACUUGCCAUUAUUGUCCAAUGUCAAAGUUGUGUGUCCUGAACCUUAUACACAGGACAGUAAAGGACUAAAUAGAUCAAGAAAAUAUUUUAUGUCAUAAAACAUCACAAUAAAAUUUUAAAAUACAAGUUAAUGCUUGAUUUUUCUAUUUCAAUUUAAAUAUUAGAAAAUUAAGACUUUUUAAAUACACUGUUGAAACUUGUCUGUCUAGGCUCUUCAUUAUUUUAGACAUAUCAAAAAUGAACUGACUAUUAAGUGAAAAAAUAAGUCAUUCGCGUCUGCUUAUGCAAUAAAUAGAUGAACUUAAAUAAAAUUAUGUAUGUUUAUCUCCUCUCUUUCUGUAUUAUAUAUACAAAAUGUUGUCUAAAAGUUUGAAUUAGGUGUUCCAGAUGAACUGAUUUUUAAGAUCUACUGGUCAAAUACAUCCUUUCCACAAUGACUAUCAUUUUUAUUCUAAUACCCUCCCAAAACCAAUGUGACUUUGUCACUUAAUCCCUCAUGGAAUUUGCACCAUGGGUGUCUUACUACAGAACAGAUCUUUCCUGUCUGUGACUAACAGUAACAGUAAAGAGAAUGAUGUUGUUUUUUCUUCAUUCUAUUUUCUAAAAACCCAAAUACCGGUAAUUAAAUAUUUUCUGAAAGAAUAUUGUUUUUUAUGUCUGAAAAAAAUGUAUAAAAAAUAAGAAAUCAAUCAGUGUGAGAGUGUGUUAAAGGCAAAGAAGCAGUUAGACCGCAGAUUUAUUACAGCAUUUUGCACCAACUUUUGAUAUUUAAAAAAAUCUUAUUUAACACAGUAUCAGAAAUUUUUAUUUUUCACACUAUUGAACAAACCAUUAUACCAUACUUUCUUUUAGGCAUAGAGAAUUAAAUUAAUUGAAUAGAUGUAUCCCAGUUGUUUUCAGCCCUCGCUCUGAAUUGUCUUAAUCUGAUUUAUUCUAGUCACAGUUAGUCCAUCUGUGUCCUGUCCUGACUGCCUAGGCCUUAUGUAGCCAGGUAUUAAAAUAUUGCAAAAUGUUACUGUGAUUGGGAAAUGGACCCUGACUGGAAAAAUUUCCUUUGGAGAGCAAUGUACAUUCAGCUUAAAACUUGGUUCUCCUUUUUAUAAAGAGCUAGUUUUACCUUUUAUGUCUGAUAAAAAUAAAUUAAACGAGCUCCUUACUAUGAUAAACCGAGAGCAAACAAAGCAGUUGAAGGAAUACAUACCAAACUAUAUACUAUUUUAUUUUAAUCAUUGAUUCAACUGGAUAUAUUUUAAUAAGUAUCGGCCCUAGAGACUUUAGCUGCCUCCUAAUUAGAUUUGGUAAAUACUUUUCACCAAAUUCUACUUCUGACAUCAAGGGUGAUCAACACAUGGCUUCGUGUGCCAAUAGAGGCAUGUCAAGUUUUUUUUUCUGGCAUGGUAAAUCCAGGAAUUAACUUAAAAAACAAUGAUAUAUAAAUAAAUACACAACUUUUACGCUUAGUUAAAGCAUUUAUUUGAACUUAUAAGAAUUUAGAAAUUGUAUUGAUGGGACCUAAGCCAAGUCAAACAAUGAUUAAAUUGUGGUGUUAAGAGAAGCUGGCAAUGAUUAAUCUGAUGUAAUAUAAAAGCUUCAAUAUUAUGUUCCUCAAAAUUUUUAAAGCCCAUUUGAAAAAGAGUAUUAAAGAUUUGGCUUCUUUGGGAUGAGCCCUUAAAAUAGCACCCAACUUCAAAUUAGAUAAAUUUAAAUGAAAUGAAACAAACAUAAAAAAUGCUUUGAUGUAUGCUUGAACUAUUUUAGUAAGCUGCUAAGUUUUAGGCUAAUGACUUGAAUUUAUUUUUGUGCCAUUCAUUUAUGUACAUUUUGACUAAUGCACAAAUGUGCAUAAUGUUGAAUAACAGAUUAUGUUCCUGUUGGUACUAGCAGUCAAACACAACAAUAAAAAUAGAAUACUCCAUACUAGAAAAAACUUCAAAUAUUAUUUUAAAUUUAAUUAAUGUUAACGUUGGCCAUGUCAGAAGCUGUAGAGGUCAUGGUUAAAUUAAGUCGUUGUUACCAAGUAUGUUUUAUUGUGAAUAUAUUUUGUAGCAUAUUUUUUUUUUAUGUCCAUUUCAAAAAGUUAAGAUAGUCUUCUUGUUUUGAUGUGUGAUCAUGAAAUAUUUUUACAUGUAUUCCUAGUUUUAUUUUUGACUUUGUGUGUAAAUUGUUUUCUAAAUAAAUUUUGUCAACCAGAUUCCCUUGUUGAGGUUAAUUAUUUCAUAAAUCUUUCAACUUUUUAUUAAGGAUACCUUGUGUUUACACUUUACUUAGUGGUCUCAGAGAGUGCUGAAUAUUUUUCUUUAAUAGAUGUGAAAAUGGCCAGUGAAGGCCGUAAAGGAGUUGGUGGUGGUGGCAGCAGUGGUGGCUUUGUUAGAAUGGGACGAGGGGGUGAACGUGGAGGAAGAGGGUAAGUUUUAAUUUCAUUCUUUGUGUUAAUGAUUCAUUGCCAUUAGUGUUGUUACUUGAUCAAUUGUCUAUUAUAUUUUUUUUCCCCAUUUGUCUGACAAUUUUUGUUUGAAAUUCUGGAAUGCAGUUGAACCCAGUUAUGUCAACGGCCUAGGGGUUGCCAAAAAGCGUCGAUAACUGAUGAUCGAAAUAAAGGAAAACCAAUAUGGUGGCAAUAUGUUAACUUGCUUGAAUUUAUUUAUGUACAUGAUGUGCGUUAAUAAAUGAGAAUGUACAUGCUCAUGUUUCUGGAGUUUUUUUUUUACUCAACAGCGUUGCUGCGAUUUGUUUGAAGCUAUCAGGAUGCUAUAAAAAUGUACAUACAUGUUUGCUAACAACAAAAGGCAUAUAAGAAAUGAUAAGAUUCUUUUAUUGAUCCAAACAAAUGGAAAUGUUUUAUGAUUGCAUAGUACAUUUUCAGCACAUAAAUAAAAAAAAUUUGAACACAAACAUUUACUGUAUAUUUAUAAAUUAAUUCACAGCCAUUCACUGAGUUCUCUUAGCCAUAUCAGGCUCUUAUUAGUUCUCAUUAAGAUUUGUGACUUCAGGGGGAGCAUGCUGGUAAAUUCGUACAGAUUGAAGAACAAAAGAAUUUUUAUAUCUUUCAGUCCUCGCCCUGACAGAAAGAAUUCAUUCCAAACUGGCAAUCCUAAGUAUCUGUGAUGAAGAGGGUGAGAUGUAUCAUCCAAAAUGUGUUAAGUUUUACAAUAAAAUCUUUCUUCAAAUAGUUCUUCAAGUGAAGGAUGUUUGGUUAGUGUUAUGUUUUUGGUUAGUGUUAUGUUUCUAGCUUUCUUGAUUAGUCAGUUUAUGCAGUGUCUAAUAUCAGACGUUGCAUUCCCUUACCAGCAGGUAAUACUGAAAUUAAGCAGGCUUCCAAUUGUUGCACUGUAGAAUAAGUUAAAGACUUUUUUGUUUAUGCCGAAAUUGAAAGAAAUUGAACAGUUUUUUGAGGUAGAACAGUCUUUGGUUACCUUUCUUAUACACCAUUUGGCCAUGCUCAUGCCAUGUUAGCUUAUUAUUAAUGGUGACACCCAGGUACUUAUAUGCCCCUUCUUUCUCUACACUUUGAUUUUUUUUAUGUUGAGAUCUGUAAUCUGGUGUUUUCCCUCUCCUGAAAUCAACAACCAUUUCCUUUGUUUUUGAGACAUUCAGCUGGAGAAAACAUCGCACCAAUUGAUAAAGCUUGUAACUAAGUUGCAGUAUAAGCCUUCUCCUUCAGAUAUGAAGCCAGCGGUGGUGAUAUCAUCAGCAAAUUUUAAGAUUGGAACAGUGUCGCUUGAGCUUUGAAUAUCAUUGAUAUAUAUUGUAUACAGUACAUGGGAGAGAACGCAGCCUUGUGCUUCCCCGGUGCUUAUUUCUCUGGUUAGAGAUAAUUGGUCAUUUACCUUGACAUAUUGUGGUCGAUUUGUCAAAAAGUUCAGUAUCCAAGCUUGAAUAUUUAAAUUGACCCCUAACGAGGAAAGUUUCUUUAUCAUAAGGUGUGGUUGGAUAGUGCUAAAUGCUGAUGAGAAGUCUAUUUUUAGGACUGUCUCAGUGAUGGUAAAAAUGCUUUGUUAUUUGUUGCUUUUUGCCCUUAACAGUCUGUUUGAAAACAAAUGCUUCAAUAUUAAUUAUGCUGUCUCAAACAGUUUCAUCUCCUACAAAAGCACCAUACUGUCAAAUUGUCUGUAGUAUUUCUACCACCUCACCAGCUGAGGGAAUUGGUUUCAAAUCUUUGUCUGCAUUUUCUUCAUCUUCUUUGUCAUUGCCACAUGGACCAUUGACGGGAAGGUUUGUUGCUUGCAUAUUUGUGAACAUUUGAAAUACUGCUUUGUCAACAUCUUUGUGUUCAGCCCUCUAAGGCUUUUCUUGCUGGGUCAAAGACAGACUUCUCGUACAUUUGCUUUAUCACGUCAGCCUUCUUUUUCCAUCCUGCAAUGGUGUUUGAUGGAAUGCCAUGCUGACGACUAAGGUCUACAGGUUUCAUUCCUUUUUCUAGCUGCAGUAUGAUUUCAUACUUUUUCUCUAUUUAGUGAUUUUUCCAGUUUCCUCUUACUCUUAACGCCUCCAGACAUUUUUAGAAGGAAAAAUGCGUUAUCACUCAGAAAAGAUCAACAAGAGUGAGUAAACUGUCAUUAGAGUGAACCACCUUACGGACCGUGAUACAUGUGCUACGUGAACUCAGCGCAUGCGCAGUGAACCAAGUACGAUCAUUUUAUUGGUUAGUCCAAAGCUAGCCAGCAUAAACGUAACCAACCGCAAGAGGUAAAGUAGAAAAUUAAAAAACCAAAAGACUGUUUUUGCAAAAUAGGAACUCCAUUCCCACGAAAGAAACUUCCACCUGGCAAUAGUGGACUGUAUAUAUUACUGUAGCAACACCCAAUAUAAGGAUGCUUUCUCUCCUGUAUUUUGAGAAAUAAAUAGUUAUUUUUAAUUAUGAAAAACUUGUUUUUUUUGUUGUUUGCUAUUUCUUCUUGCAAAGUUCAAAAGCCAGCAAUUGGUCAUGGGCCCCCUUUUGUGCUUGAGAUAUUAGGGUUCAGCGACAUAAAAGAAUCGACAUAACCGAUGAGAAAAUGCUAAGACAAAGAGAAAAUUAGGCGGUUCCACUUCAAAAACAUCGACUUAAUAGAUUAAUAGGGUUGGCGAGUUAACCAAGGUCGAGAUUAAGUGGGUUCAACUGUAUAUAUGUUGAUUCUUAUAAAUAUAUUGUCAACGAAUAAUUGAAUCAGAAACUCUUUGUACAAUUUUGUAUCAAUCAAGUUCCAUAUAAAUGUAAAUAUUGUGCUUUGCUUUGCCAGGGGACGUUACAACAGUUCAGAUCGAGACAGGUCACCACUACGCAAUGAUCCUUACAUGAACCCUUAUAGAGGUGGUGGUCCCAGAUCACCUGGACCAUACCCACCUCCUCUGGGGUAAGAAAUUUGUUUGUUUUUUUUCAAAAUAUUGUCACAUUUGAUAACAUUUAACCCCGAUUGCAUUAAUUGCUUUCUUGGAAGGGAUGCUAAAGGGCCAACCAAUACUGAACAAAAGAUGUGAUAAUUACCAUGAAAAAAUAAUAAAACCCCAGGAAUAGACAGUAUCGUAUCACUGCAGAACUGAUACAACUAGGCAGAAAUGAACUGCAUAGGCAAAUACAUUACCUUAUAAAUAGAAUCUGGUAGGAGUGAGAAAUGACAAACCAAUGGCUUACCGGUACAGCACUCAUAAUCCCAAUUCAAAAGAAAGGAUCUUUGCUGGAUUGCUCAAAUUAUAGAGGACUCUCCCUACUUAAUGUAACUUACAAUAUCCUCACUAAACUAACAGCAAGAAAAUAGGACUGGUAUAGUGAACCGAUCCUAUAGGCUAUAAAUGUGGAAUCCACCAAAAUAGAUCUAUCAUAGCAUUACUAUCAGAAGUUUCCUUGAGAAAUGCUAUAAAUACAUUAAUAUACACUAAAUAUAUGUGGACUACAACUCAGCUUAUGAUAGCGUAGAUAGGAACUAUCUGUGUGAUGCUCUACAGGAAGUACAGGAACUUGUCCAUAACAAACUUAGCCGGCUUAUGCAUAGGAUGAUGGCGGACUCCAAAAGUAGAAUCUAAGUACAGGGAGAGUUCUUGAGCGAGUUUCUGAUUAAUCAGGGUCUGAGACACCGUAAAUGAAGCAAUGAAAAAGUGUAUGUCAAUGUCAUGAAACAUGCAUAUUGGUGGCAACAUUAAAUUAAGCAACCACGCUUUCGAGAGAGGGGCUAAUUUAAAUAUCUAGUAGCUACUAUAGAUGACCACAAUGAAAUUUUAUUGGAGAUUAAAGAAAGCAGCCAACCGCUCUUAUUUCAGCCUACAAAAGCCUUUUGAGGAAAUCAAGGAAGGUAUUAAAUAUACACUACUAUUAUAAAACCAGUUGUAAUUUACGCAAGUUAGACUAGGUCCCUUACUAGAAAUGUAGAGAACCUGCUCAACAGUCACUCAGGACACUUUUUAAAAUAUAUUACCAGUAAUUUAAAAAAUGUAUAAAUUUUCUUUGGCAUGAACAUCAAAGCCUUGUAAUAUGCAUCGUUUAUUUUGUAAAUGGCGCACAAUGCCAUUAUCAUGAGUCAUUGGUUUGAUUAAAUUAUUAAUAAAGUAACAGGGACUACAAACACCAUUGCAACCAUUUAUCUUGCAGAGACUUUGGUCCAUACUACCCAGAUCCCUUCAGGAGAGGCUUCCCAGACCCUUGGUUACCUCCGGAUGAUCCAUUCAGGUAUGGGACCAAGUUAACUAUUUCAACUAAUUAUUAUUGUGUGUUUUAAAUUGUUACAUAAUAAAUAUAGCUUUGGUAUUUUUAAAGAUCUAAAUGGUUAUUGUGUAGUGUACUGUACCACAUUAGUGUUGUGAUCGUUUGUGGAAAAACCAACAGAAUUAAAUGGACCCUUUGAGUCUAUCGCUACCAAAAAAUCAUACCUUAAUUAAAACAAAAACAAAUCCUUAUGUAAGGAAAUCUCAGUAUUAACAACCAACACCCUAAGGAUUUUUAGACCUAACCGAGUGAAAUACAAGUUUAAAAAUGUUACAGUAAAAAAAAAAAACUCUUGUAUCUCAGACGAGACCCAUACCUGGAUCCGUACAGAGAUCCUUAUGCUGUAAGACCCUUGCCACCACCGCCACCUGUCAUUGAAUGCGAAGUAUUUUUAGUCAAUUCUCAACUAAGGUAGGUUGAAUUAAAAAUAUUCAUUUAUAUAUUUUUUUUUAAGAAUUGAAAAUAGGGUUAAAUUAUCUUAAUCCUUUUUAUGUACUUUAACUAAAUUGGGCAAUUUGAGCAAAAUAUGAAAUAUGAAUAUUCAGAACAUGUGCGCUGCAUGUAUACUUUUUUUCUAAACCCUUAACAACCGCUUUCAACAUUUAGAAAGAAAUAGAGAAGUUAUUUUUUCAUGUUACUUUUAGACAUUUCUCUCUUUUUAAAGUUAAUGGGGCAUAUUACCGCCAGUUGCGACUAAUGAUAAAAUUUCUUUUUGAAGACAUUGUUUUGUUUAAAUAAAUAGUUUGUUAAAAAAAAAGAAUUGACGAAAAAUUGAGUGUGAACUGAGCUUAACUCUUUACAUUCCGCGAAUUUUUCUUUUUUUUUCUCGAGAUUUCUAGUGAUUUUACAAGAGUGAAUAACUUUUAGAAUCCAAUCUAAAUCUAAAAUUCAUGUUAUAUAUAACAGUCUUUGGUUGAAUUUCUUAUACACCAUUUGGCCGUGCUCAUGCCAUGUUAGCUUAUUAUUAAUGGUGACACCUAAGUACUUGUAUGCCUCUACUUUCUCUACACUUUGAUUUUUUAUGUUGAGAUCUGUAAUCUUGUUUUUCCCCCUCCUGAAAUCAAAAAUCAUUUCCUUUGUUUUAUAGCACACUGUAGACUGUCUUUUUUAAAUCUGUGCAUUCCUAAUUUAUAGCAAACUGUAGAAUUUGUUUUUAAAUCUGUGCAUCCUUAAUAUAUAAUUUAUAGCACAUUGCACAAUUUCUUUUUAAGUCUGUACAUUCAGGAACUAUUUGAUGUAUUUGAUUGUAUUUUGUUUUAUUUAAAUUUGAGUCACUUGAAGCAUCAUCUUAUACUCAAAUAAUUUCAUCUGUGAAGUCAUUUGAGAGUUAAAUAUUUGGAUGGCUUUAGUUCAUCUAUACCAGCUGUUCUCAAUCUGUGGGUCGUGCCCCCUUUGGGGUCGCACAACCCUUUCCGAGGGGGUCACCUAAGACCUUCUGAAAACACAUAUGCUCUACAUUUAUGAAGUAGCAACGAAAAUAAUUAUGUGGUUGGGGGUCGUCAUAACAUGAGGAACUGUAUUAAAGGGUCGCAGCAUUAGGAAUGUUGAGAACCACUGAUCUAUACCAUAAUUUUCUUUUCAACAAUCCGAGGAGAUUAUAGCUGGCAAUAUCGACAAAAUGGAAAAAAGGGUUUGUCCAGUGCUGCUCUCUUUACUGGUCAACACCACACUCACACAUGAAUGAAUUGUAUGAUUUCAAAAUUGCAUGGUGCCAUAAAUGGUUCACACUGCCCACUGUAGUCAUUUUUGACACCCUUAGUACCGGUACCCCAGCUUCAAACUGGAUUACUCUGACCUGAAGACUCAUCUGUCAUAUUAUCAUCAUCCUACAAAGCGGCGUCAUCAUCUUGCGGCGCUCACCUAUUUAUUCCAUUAAACUUGAUGGUGAGGGCAUGGACAGUUUUACCAAACACAUCAUUACUUUUGGUUUCCCAAUUCAUCUUUUCCAAUACAGUAAGAAAUUAUAUCAGAUAUCCAGCACCUCCCCUGUACAAGCAACAGAAGGAAGGAGAAGAUGGUAUGUCACCCCAUGUUCCAGAAUGGGUGCACUGCUGAUGUGCUUAAAACAUAAAUUACUGUUACCUGUUUAGCCAACCCACUCCUUUUCCAUGUUACAACUUCUGUGCUCUCACGUGAUUACCAAACAAUACUGAAUCAAUGAAUGUUGUUAAAUGUUGUUGAAUAUAUUUUCACCCUAACAUGUUUUUUUUUUUUACAAAUCAUAGAAAUUUCUCAAACUCUGGUGGGCCGCAGAUUAAACAGCACUGCUGCAAGCCACAAUUCUCUGAUUAUUAACUUAAAUUUUAAGUUAAAAUAUAUAUAUUUUCUAACUUUUAUCUGCCCUGCACACUGCAGUAUCCUUGAAAAUGUUGGACCCUUGGGCCAUGGCUAGUUCUGGCUAAGUUGAAGGCUUACAAUUUUGUACAAAAUUUAAUUCAUUAAGAGCUUUUUGAGAUUGUCUUAGACACAUUCUCAAACCUUAGGAACCAAACUAAGGACUAUAUCCAGUAUAUUUAUUCGUGUAAAUAUUUGAUGUAUUAAAAUAACUUAUUGUUCAUGCAUUUGUGUUGCCAAUAAUUGAAAUAUAAGAAGUCGUGUGGAUUUUCUGACACAUGUUGCAUUUUGAUUUCAAACACUCACACACACACACUAAUUGACAAAAUAAACUUCUCUUUGGAGCUUGAAACUAAUGGUUUUGAGAGCUGAAAACUACUCUGACUUUAUGACAUUAUCUAGAGGUGAGCUGGUUUGAAUUUGUGUACAGCAAGUCAUUUCCAUGGUUCUGCCGUCUAUCUUGUUACCAUCAAUGGAACACUGUGUACAUUGCUAGACCUGAUUACGCAUUCAGUCGCAUAAUAGCCAGGGGGCUGUAUCUCAUUACUCAUUACUAUAAAAAUAGUAGCAAAUGGGUUAAAGCCAUUCAGCUGUCUAACUUGUUCUUAUCAUUGCUCUAAGGUUGACAUAUUGUUGAUAGGAUUGUCAGUUUCCUGUGUACUUAUUUUUUUUACAGAGCUUAUGGUGAAGCAGUUGAAAGACGAGUAAAGGAACAAAACAUAAUAACAGCUGUAUCUGUCAUACCAGAGGGCAGGACUGCCCCACAGAUGGUAGAGGAACUGACUGCUAGAGAUGGUUUAUUUGCUAUUUUCAUCAAUCCCCAGAAUGAGAUUCAUCGCUCACUCACACUUAACAUUCUACAUGGUGUCCCACAAGGUAAUUUCAAUGAUAGAGUAGUACCUGCAUAUUUUCGAUAGUUGCUAUGAGCUGAGUUAUCCAUUAAUUUUGCUGUUCUUACUGACACGGGUUUCAAGCCUAUUUUUUAUGAACUUAAAAUGAAAGAUGCUUUAAAUACUUUUUCAUCUCGCCCGUCUUUUGCCAACGCAAUUGUUUUUCUUGGCACUUGUGUGCAAAUUAAGCCGUCUUAAAUGCAUGCACUUAGGCAAAAUUUUACACAAUUACGUAGUUUUUGGUAACGUUGGCGGAAUUUACCCAAAACUUGAACGUUUUUUCUAGAAUUGCAACCCUCAUCAUUGUUGUUUUAUAGAGACUAUUCCGUUAAAAAGAUUGCAAUCUUCUGUCCACGGAGAAGGAAAAAAUUUACUUUCGUUUACUGUAUUUCCCUAGAAUUUCGUUCUCACAUCCGCAUUGCAAAUUUAUGCUGCUGAAUUAAACCUGUCUGCCGCCGAAUUAAACCUAUCUGCCGCCGAAUACUCUUUACGUAUUUUGUUCAACUUAUACUAAACUUUCAUAACCAUCACCUAAUCAUCUUACUAUAAACAAAUCAUUCUCCAAUUAUCUUUGUGUGUGCAUAUGUUACAUUAUUCAUUACAUCUUUCAUUAUAAACAAAUAUCACUUCAAUUUGAGACAAUAAAAUUUGUUUUUUUUUUUUUUCUUUUUUUUUUUUUUUUUUUAAAUUUUUUUUUAAGGGUAGAUCUAGCUUUUCCUUUUCUUAAAUUUAAAAAAAAAUAUAUUUCUUUCUGUCUGAACUUUGGUAAUAUAAAUAAUGUACUUGGACUAAUCAAAUGAGAAAUUAAAGUUUUUGUGGUACAAAUAAUCAGAAGCUGAGGAAUGGGGUUAAUGUGGGUGCUAAUUUUAAAUGCUUUUAUUUUUCACUCGGAGGGAAGGAGAGGGGGGCGGGGUGUAUUUCAUUACACAAUCCAGGGUUUUUACGUUUCGUCCGAUGUAGCUUUAGUUCGUUAGGCGCCGUUUUCAACAAAUAAGGUUUAUCGCUUUUUUGUGGCAAAACAUUUGACUUGUAACCGCUGUGUCAAUAAGAAAUUCAUCAUGAACUUUAUCGAGAAGACAUUAGUUUGUCCGUUCGUGCCGUGUCUUAUAAAAACAGCCAUUGCUGUGACCAAACAAGCAGGAGAGUUAGCAAAGUAGGUAAUACUUAUUCAGAAUAGUCAUCUUUUCUAUAUUAAAUUUUAAUCCAAAGUGAUGGAGGGUGUUUCGAUAUGUGUGCAUCAUUAUAAAAAAAACAACAAAAUGAUUCUCUAUUAUCAGAAAAAAUGUAAUCACUGCAUAGCUGUAGCGUGUUCCUGUUCAGUCUUACCCAGCUGGAGCAGUAUGAAACGUCUUUUCACCAAGACAGACAAAAGACAUUGCACAUGAGGAAAAAAAUCGUUUAAAUAAAAAUAUAAAGAUCAUAUUGAUAUUUAUGUCCCUUUAUAUGUGAAUUUGAUGUUUUAUUUAUAUCUGAUGUUUUGUCUCCCCCAACCACACAGAACACAGGAAUAUGCCGCUAGACGAUGCUAUAGCUUUGGUUGGUCGCAGUUUUGAGAAAUACGUUGAAGGUUUACGGGAAAAAGCUAAAGCUGCAUCUGUUCCUUUGACAACAGCGGUAGCCCCAAUUUCAGCUCGUGUUUUUCUGCCAGCAUCAGCAGAAGUUGCAUACCUGCUUAAUCUGUUGGCAGACAAUCGUGCUCUAACAGUAGAUGAGCUCAACACUGUCAUUAAAUAUCUACAAGAGCGAAGAGACAAGUUAAUCGAUGCUGAGAGCCGGCCCAUUGUCACAGAUGGUAAGUAUAUGUAGUAGAAUUAACUCUGAAAUUUACAGCUUCAUGUGUUGCUAAAAAUACAAUCUAAAUUCACUCUGAAUUUAAGAUAUAUCUCAGAGUUGUAUAUCACAUAGAAUUAAGCAGGAUGCUUCAGGCUAUAGAGUUUGAAAAAACUAGUUAUAAAAUUAAUAAUGUAAAUAACGUUUGAAAUCUCAAUUGUCCGAACAACUGAUACAAAGUGCUAGGAAUAAACCUAUUUUAUAAGUCCUCGUUCCCACUGCACUGUUCAUUUCCACUUGUCCCCGCUUGCUGCUUAUUUUACAUUGUUUUCAUGGCUGAUGUGACCUUUUCAUGUGCCUUUCAAAAUGUCUCUCCCCAAGUCAUCCCAGGCUUUCCUUAACACCUUUUUUAAAAGUGCGUCAAAACAGUCACAAGCGCACCAUUUAACAGAAAUCCAUAAUAUAAAUCGUUACAACUGCUGUGAUAAGCCUAGGUUAUGUCUGGCAAACAGAAUGUAUCAUUUCCAUUAGGGUUGAAUUUUAUAAAUCCCCCCUCCCCUCAAAUUUUUUCGUAAUGUGAAAAGAAAUAAACUUACAAAAUAUGGAUGUAUUCUAAUAUUUACAGGUAGCUCAACAUGGACAUAGUUUAUCAAUAUGCUUUAUUUUCCUGUAUUAUCUUAUAAUAUUAACUUGAACAUCAAAAUUUACAAUAUACUGUAAAAAUUCUUCAAAGGCAUGUCCUAUUGCUGUUAACAGUUACUUCAGAAGUUAAUUAUAAACAUUUUUUACUCAAAAACCGUGGCCAAAAAUUUCACAAUUAAUCAUUGCAGCCACCUCUGCCUGUCCAGUUCCAUUUGGCAAUUUUGCCACCCCAAACAUCAUUGUUACAUCUCCAGACACCAGAACAGUCCAUCAAUGAGCUCCUUCCAAAUUAAAGCAGACAAUAUUUUUCAGUCUCAGCGUACAGUUAAUAGACAGUUUGGAACAAAUAAUGCCUGAAUCUCUUAAUCUAAUACAGUGGUUCUUAACCUUUUUGGAGGUACCGAACCCCACCAGUUUCAUAUGCACAUUCACCGAACCCUUCUUAAUAGGAAAAAAUUUCUUUUCUGAUUUUUUUUUGGACCUCCGCCGAACCCCUGAGACUUACAUUCCUGUCAAAGACUGUGGUUCUGUCCAAUGCAGUUGCUAAACAUGGACUGAUAAAAUUGGAAUGCCUGCUUUGCUUUGAUUGACAAAGAAUCUAUUGCAGAUCUCGGAGUCCUCAUAAGCAUUGCUACUGGUUUCAGUUUCACUUAAACUGCCUCUGCUGAACUGAAAAACCCUCUGCCAGUAUGUAUUUUGCAUCCUGCUGAUCUACCCCGACAGCUACAUGUGAAAUACAUAUAAAUAUUGAACCAGCAGUUAUCAAGAUGUUUGAACAGAAGGCUAGACAAGCAAGAUCCAAUUAAUAAAAAACAUGGUUGAAAAAUGAAGACCAAACCAUUGUUUUAAUUAGCGACGUUGUUAAACCCCGCCCCAGUCAUUUGUGACAAUAGGUCAUACCAUGAGAAAACCCAAGCUUGGAAACAAAUUGGUAAUUGACUUUACUCCACUGGGAGUUAAAAAGGCAAAGAAGGAGAAUAUAUUAAAUUUACAAGGACCAUAAAAUUUAUAUUUAAAACCCUUCCUAAUUCUACUUCAUACAUAUAUUUCAAUGUCUCUGUCAUUAGAGAAUUUUUAUGUCAGUGCACAUACAUUUCCAGCAUUUAAAUCUAGUCACUGACUGCAACGUUCCAUUAACUCCUCUUCUGUGUAUUGGCUGUUCCUGGUGGGAGCUGGCUGCCAGGUCAGCUUUCUUUUUUACAGAUCCUACUUUACUGUUCUGUGUAAUGUUUCUUUGGGACUUGAGCAUUUAUGUUUUUCCUGGGAUGUCCAUCUGAAUGCUGUCCUGGGAAAUGAGCUUGAUGCCAUACCACAGACAUUACCAAGCUAAUGCUCAUGAAGCGUCUCAGUUCUUCAUUGCAGAUUGUAAUUAGUAUGAAGAUUCUACAGAAUUGUGAUCCUUCAUAGACAAACUAGGCAUUUGGUCUAGAAAGCAUCAAGCUUUUGUUCUAAUUUGCAAGGGGUCUUCCAACAAUCGUCAGUAGUUAAGUUAGUUAAAAGUUUGUCACAACUAACACCCUCAGUGAAUUACUAACAAAGCUAUAGGAUAGACAUAACAAUAGGUUUCUGGCUUUUCAUCUGCCCCAAAACAAGAUGGCUACCCUCAUUACAAUAGCCUUUGUGAUGUGAGCUUCACUCUAAAGCAAUAAUCUACUCUUGAGUGAAGCUAUCUCACACAUAACAGAUUUAAUGAGCUUGACAGAUACCAAAGAGAUGACACAUUUUUUCAGCAGAAUGUCAUCCUGUAUCAGGUCUACAGUAAUAUAAAGGCAUAAAAAGCAUUGCCAACUUGUUAGGUUAAUUGUGUUUAUGUUGUGUAUGUAAAAAUGCUGUUCUUUUUAUUUUAUGUUAAUUUUAAAAAAUGUAAUGGCCAACUAAUUGUCUUCUAAUCUAUACAUGAAACAUGCAUUUUUUUAAACUGAUUCCGUACCAAAUGACAUCACCAAGUUUAAAGUUAUUAUUUCUUUCUUUCAUCUUGAUUAUACUGGUCAAUGUCAAAUAAACUCAGCAAUUGUUGAUCUUAACUUAAACAUUAAAUUAUAUUCCUACAGAUGGUCUUAUCAGGCCAGUGACCACCCAGCGUUCAGAAAUCAGCGAGGUGACACCUGCUCCAGGCGGUAGUGGUAACAAAGAUUUGCUGACCGUACAACAGGAUCUCAAAAAUAAAAUUCUCAGCAUUUUCAGUAAUGCAGGUGGAAGCGUCCAGGGGGUUCCCCCAGCUAACGGUGCUAAUCAGCAGUUUCCUUCUGGAACCCCGGCACCACCUCCCCCUCCACCCCCGGCUCCUCCCACCUCCAGUGCCAGUCUUAUAAACUUUGACAACCCCAAUGUCCAGAAGGCUUUGGAUAAUCUCAUACAGAGCAGUCCCAAUUUACUAAAGAAUUUCUCCACCAAAGUAUCUGUGUCUGCACCUAUGAUGGGGGUCCAAAGUGUGACCAGCAGCCUGGGCACUGGAGGACCAGGUGCCUUUGGACAAGCUGGUGGGAUGGUACCAGGUUUUUUACAGGGCAACCAGCCCCAAGGUGGACCAAAUAGGAUGCAAGUUGGAGGAUAUGGGGACAUGCAGGGCCAGCACCAAGGAUUUAACAUGCAGGGAAUGGGGGGAGGGCAAGGAAACAUGGGUGCUCAAGGACCACCUAGAUUUUAACUUUUUGCGAGAAGUGACAUAGGCAGUCUAUUCUUUUACAGUAAAUCUUUUAACUGUAUACCCUUAUAAAUAGAGAUAUCUCUAAAAUACAAUCACAGAUAUUGUAAACCUUUUUUACAAGCAAGGCCUAUGUGAGGAUAUCUUUGUGGUAUAAUACAUUUGAUUCAGAGGCGCAAUCUUCCCUCUCAUGGUGGCCAUUGUGUUGUUUGACAAAGUGACAU
Messenger RNA from Lymnaea stagnalis (great pond snail), 22511 nucleotides. Lineage: Eukaryota; Metazoa; Mollusca; Gastropoda; Lymnaeidae. The record is from the annotation of a GenBank genome assembly.